This is a messenger RNA of Esox lucius (northern pike), 4260 nucleotides long. It is a transcript of the gene pknox1.1, whose product is annotated as pbx/knotted 1 homeobox 1.1. Gene Ontology annotation, molecular function: RNA polymerase II cis-regulatory region sequence-specific DNA binding; DNA-binding transcription factor activity, RNA polymerase II-specific. Gene Ontology annotation, biological process: regulation of transcription by RNA polymerase II; angiogenesis. NCBI's taxonomy places the organism in Eukaryota, Metazoa, Chordata, Actinopteri, Esociformes, Esocidae. The record is from RefSeq and is a predicted model, not a curated record. The transcript has 11 exons. Bases 956 to 2299 code for a protein of 447 amino acids.
AAAAAUGCCAAGGGCAAAAGCUCGGAACGUAGGCAGGCCAGUGGAGCUUAUUUAGUUGUGAUGGACGGGGCCAGGGAAGAAGGGAAAAAUAUGUCGGCGUUUUUGGGGAGGGGGAGAAAGAUUCUGGAAAAGCAAGGGCGAGAGCUAGAAGCAAGGCCCCAGCUUUACCCUCUUCAGUUCAAGCGCAAGUGGCACAUGGGCAGGGGAGGGAUAGGCAGCUGUCCUUCGCUUGAUUGAUUGACUGUUGUGGGCAGGAUUUUAAAAAUAAAAUUAAAGAGACAGAAAUGUGUAAACAAAUGUAUGAAUAACAAAAAUACUAUAAAUGAAUGUAUAUAGACAUUCAUAAUUCGUGAAAUAUGGUUUGAUAUCCACUUUAAUCCAGAAAUAUUUUGUUAGCUUGUUAUCCUUGCACGGCUAAUUCUGUUAGCUGGCUAACGAGCAAAUUCGUAUCCAACACCGCUGUAAAUAUGGCGCUUCUGCUAGGUAGUUUCACUAUGGUGAACUCACGUUUUUAAGGACGCUUCAGUGGGUGUUGCGAAUAGACGGAGUGAUUCAUGUUAUACUGCGUACACGUUUUAGAAAUAGACUGCCAUAGAAAACUCCCCAUGUAUUACUUCGCUAGUUAGCAAACUCGCUAGUUAGCUUAAUCGCUGUUUUCGUAAAUUAAGUAGCUAGCUUGCUGACUUUUUUUUGUCUAACGACUUUGUAACUGACCAUUAACAAGAAAAAAUGUCAAUGUAGUUAACGUUCUCUUAAAUUCAGUUGUCUCAUUAGACUCCUGAAUACUCUUACUCGAUAGCUUUCUUUCACAGCUAAUUCAACCAUUGCUCGCUAAACCAAGAAGCUAGCUUUGUUGCCACCAGAAAGGCUGCGAGAUAAGCAAGUCAGUUGAACGUGGUCUGCCAACUUCCUGCGUCCUUAUAAUGCUUCAGUGUUAUCGACGUCUGCAGUAAACAUGAUGGCUGCCCAGUCGGUUUCGAUAGACAAGUACCCAGAGGGAGAACAGCAGAUGCAGGGAGCGGAGCAGGUGAGCCGCGGUGCUGACCCGGAGCAGACGUUUGGUGAGGGCUUGACCACUGCCUCCAGUCCGGCUCCAGCUGAACCCCCGACUCCCAUGGACGUAGACAAGGCCUCCAUAUACCGGCAUCCAUUGUUUCCACUCCUGGCCCUGCUCUUUGAGAAGUGUGAACAGUCCACGCAGGGCUCGGACUGCAUCACGUCGGCCAGCUUUGACGUGGACAUUGCGAACUUCGUCCGCAGCCAGGAGAAAGAGGGCAAGGCGUUCUUCAGCGACGACCCGGACCUCGACAACCUGAUGGUGAAGGCCAUCCAGGUGCUGAGAAUCCACCUGCUGGAGCUGGAGAAGGUGAGUGACCUGUGUAAGGACUUCUGCAGCCGCUACAUCGCUUGUCUCAAGACCAAGAUGAACAGUGAGACCCUGCUGAGUGGGGAGCCUGGCAGCCCUUACUCACCUGGACAGGCGUUCUCUCCCACCAAGACCCAGACCUCCAGCACUUUCACAGGAACCAUGAGUCCCCAGGGGAUUGUGGUGCCGGCCUCUGCCCUGCAGCAAGGCAACGUCACGGUCACUACAGUCAAUCCCACGCCGGUCAUGGCAGGUAUGUCACCUUGGCAUACAACGAGCACAGGUGGCGCUGUGUACCAGCCUGUCACCGUAGUCAACUCCCAGGGACACGUGGUGUCCCAGGCCCUCUCCCCCCAGACCAUACGCAUACAGAACACACAGCUUCAGCUGCAGCUCAACCAGGACCUGAGCUUCUUCAACCACGAGGAGAGCUCGCCCAAGAACAAACGAGGCGUCCUACCAAAACAGGCCACCAAUGUCAUGCGCUCCUGGCUAUUCCAGCACAUUGGGCACCCCUACCCCACUGAAGAUGAGAAGAAGCAGAUCGCCACCCAAACCAACUUGACCCUCCUCCAGGUCAACAAUUGGUUCAUAAAUGCACGGAGACGGAUUCUUCAGCCCAUGUUGGACGCCAGUGCUUCAGAGACACCCAAAACUAAGAAGAAGAACCCCCAGAACCGGCCACUGCAGCGCUUCUGGCCAGACUCCAUCGCCACCGGGAUGACCCAACAACAGGUCCAAAUGGCCGACGGCACCAUGGUGACCAUGAGCAUGGAGGGUCUCCAAAGCCUGACGUCGGACAGCGCCACGCUGGCAGUGCAGCAGGUGAUGAUUGGCGGGCACAGCGAGGACGAAUCAGGAGACAGCGGGGAGGAUGACGAAGAUGACGACAUGGCUGGGCUGGGCCUGAAUAACAGCGACUCGCUGCAGUAGGGGAUAAACACACACGCGCGCGCACACGAAUAAAAACGACCGUGUUUGCCCUGUUGAAAAUUUGGGUGGUAGAGAUCUUCCAACUAAUAUACAUAGUGUAGGUUAUGCAGGCCGAUUCGUGUAGCCUUGAUCAUUCAUUGUGUCCACACAGUAGCAUAAAGAUCUGAUCCUACCACACAAUCAGAUGCAUUUCUAUGCUUUGCAGAACAUUGGGAUGGCUCAGAUCACGUAUGCACUGUAGAUAGACUGAUAUUCCGUUGCACAUUCACACUCUCUCUCUCUCUCUCACACACGCAGGCACGCACGCACGCGCGCACUCUCAAUCGGGUUACACAGAGCACAAGGACAGGACAUAAAGGGAGUAGUCCAGUGGCCCUUUCACUGAGCGUGUCGUGUGAGGAGUUUCAUUUCAGAAACUGUUUUUUAUGACUUAGGCUAAGUAGGCUAGUGCACUUUUUUGUACAUUAUUGUGAGCUCCAAAAGACAAAAACAAAUCGUAAAAAAAAAAAAGUGUUAAAAAACACACCCAGAGAUAGGUUUUUAACCCUCUAAAUGUUGAACGAUUUCUUAUUUUCCAUUUUAAUCUCUUUUUGAAUGCCAUGUUGAAAUUGUCUGUAAUGGCUGUGUUAACUCUGCAUGACUGUGUUGAACUAACUAGAUGUGUCCACUGAUUAUGACUGACUCCAGGGUUAACACAUGGGCCUAUGGGCCCAGCCGAGCCCAUGGAAAAAAGAAAAGAUGCCUAUUUUUAUAUGCAAACAUUACAACUGUGUGUGUUUUUGUUUUGGUGUUUUCGUUUUGUAUGGAAUAUUUAUGUACAAAUGGUUCGUUAUUAAAGUUAGCGGCUCGGUUUUCCAGGGUCCGAUUAAGUUUUCUAAAUAUAACAGAUAGCUAAAUGAGAAAAUACAAUGAUGUUAAUUGGUUUUAAACAUGAAAUACAAAAAAGCCUUACAUAUGUUCUUUUGUAAAGACAUGACUAGUCAAAAGCACAGGAAGCCUAACUGGCAGACGCGAAAUACCUAUAGUGAAGUUUGUCGAAGGAAGCUAAGGGGCGAGGAAUGGACUUGACUACAGAACAGUGAUAUGCUACAUUGUCAAUCAAAAUUAAGGUUGACAUUCAGGAAUACUUGAUCUUGAACAGUUUGUGGAUUGCAGUAACCAGAAUUUUUACAGACAAGUCUAGUUUUGCCACAAUGUGUCGUAAAAAACACACAAAAAAAAUGCAUUUUAUAAUUGUAGUGUAGAUGCCACUGAAGGGCACAGUUCAGUUCAGUUCACUAUGCUUAUUACAACACAAUCACAGGAAACUGAAAUGAUGGUAGUUAGGCAGAUGGAUACAAAACAGAGAAUCUAAACUUGGAUAUUUUUUUGCACGCAUUAAUCUUUAUGUACACGUUAUUGCAUUAAAAGCAGAGCAGUUAAAAACCAGAUAGCAGUUGGUCAGACCUUAUGUUUAUUUUGUUGUUGUUGGACUAGCACCUGGCCGAUUUAGGGCCUGGUUUUAAGAAUGUUUUCCAAACUCUCCAUCAUGUAGAGUAAUAAGACAAUAUUGCUGGGGCGUUUAUAAAUGGGACAUUUGCAACAAUGUACUGUAUUCUGUAUUCUAAAGGCUCCUUUGAAUAGGUGACUGAGCCUACGUUUCCACAGACAAUCCAACCCCCCCCGACCAAUCAGAUGAGCUUUUUAGAUCAGUUUAAUUUGAUCAAACAAAAAUAUGCGUUUACACAGGCAAUGCAACGCUAAUAUUUUGCCCAGUUCCUGAAAAGCUCACCUGGACAAAGUGUAGGAUUGGACUGCCUGUGCGAACAGCUUGGGAUCCUAGGAGAGUUUCUGGCUUUGUCAGGUGGGUCCUGGCAGCAUAAUCGCCAUAUUCAACAUAUGUUGCUUUCUAACUACUGUUGUUCACUUUUCUCUGUUUGCCUUAGAGCUUUCUAUUUUGGAAUAAACAAUGCCUAACCUCA